Messenger RNA from Anolis carolinensis (green anole), 1907 nucleotides. It is a transcript of the gene spry4, whose product is annotated as sprouty RTK signaling antagonist 4. Gene Ontology annotation, biological process: negative regulation of fibroblast growth factor receptor signaling pathway; negative regulation of MAP kinase activity; multicellular organism development. Lineage: Eukaryota; Metazoa; Chordata; Lepidosauria; Squamata; Anolidae. Gene Ontology annotation, cellular component: cytosol; membrane. The record is from RefSeq and is a predicted model, not a curated record. Bases 277 to 1179 code for a protein of 300 amino acids. The transcript has 2 exons.
AAAAUAGCCAUUUUCCCAGGCAGCGGCUUCUUGCAAGAGCGACGCGGCGGCUGACAGCGGCAGGUCAUUCCCUGAGACCGAGCAGAGGAGGAGGAGGAGGAGGAGGAGGGAAAGCAGGAGCGCUUGGAGAGCCCACUGCUUCUCCCGCUGCAGGCUUCUCCACGGCUGAUUGGGAUUUAGGAUUAACUCGGUCCCUGUGAGCGAUGGUCCUGGCUGGAUUCUCCAAAGACCCUUAAAAGUCACCUUUCCUGGAACUGAAGAGGACAGCUUUGAGCUAUGGAGCCUCGGAUGCCACAUAACCUCACCGUGGUUCCCAAUGCCACCAUAGUGCAGCCACUCCUGGACAGCCGGAUCCCCUAUAGCAGGCUCCAGCAUCCUCUGACCAUUCUACCGAUCGACCAAAUGAAGACUACACAUAUUGAGAAUGACUACAUUGACAAUCCUGCCCUGGCCCAGCUGACUGCUCAGAAGCACCCCCUGGGCCACCACGAAGCCCCCCACCCACCACGGUGUGAGCCGGAUGUCACUCACCCAUGGAUCUCUUUCAGCGGGCGACCCAGCUCCAUCAGCAGCAGCAGCAGUACCUCUUCAGAUCAAAGGCUUCUGGAUCACAUGGUGCCAGCUCCAGUGGUAGAGCAGUCCUCGUCAUCUUCCCCGAGGCCUAUCAGGAUACAGCCCAAGGCCAUGAACUCAAAGCCCAUGGAUCUGAAGGGGCCGCCUGUCCCUCCGGAGCUGGACAAGCACUUCCUGCUGUGUGAAGCCUGUGGGAAGUGCAAGUGCAAAGAGUGUGCCCUGCCCAGGACUCUGCCCUCUUGCUGGGUCUGCAACCAGGCCUGCCUGUGCUCGGCCCAGAACCUGGUCAAUUACUCCACUUGCAUGUGCCUGGUCAAGGGCGUCUUCUACCACUGCACCAACGAGGACGACGAGGGCUCAUGCGCUGACCACCCUUGCUCCUGUUCCCACUCGAACUGCUGUGCCCGCUGGUCCUUCAUGGGUGCCCUCUCCCUGCUCUUCCCAUGUUUGCUCUGUUAUCUACCAGCCACCGGCUGCGUGAAGCUGUCCCAGCGCUGCUAUGACCAAGCGAGCCGGCCUGGGUGCCGGUGUAAAAACACAAACAGUGUGAUUUGUAAAGCCUCCCCUGACCAGAAAGUUAGCAGUAGGCCUGAGAAGCCAUUUUGAUCUCUGGGGAGACUGAGUUGCUGGUGGGAACAUGUAGAAACGCAUGACAGGAAGCAAGAGUUUCAUAACCUGUGUUGCAAGGAGAAUGUGUUUGCUUCCCACAAACAAAGAAAACAAAAUGUCUUCCCAGGAACUGAAGCACUUUGGAAUAUUCAGGGUUGUGGAAAAGGUGCGAGCUGUACUUGUAGAACAGAAAGGUGUGUUUCAAUAUUUUACAGAGCAAAGGCAGAUAUUUACUCAUAGGGCAACUGGUAGGCUGCAUCUAUUCUGGUCCUUAGUGUUGGGGGACAGCUAAGUCUACGUACUGCAAAGAUCAUUAACCAUAGGCUUACAUCUAACUGGAACAAGGAUAUAUAUGUAUAGCCCAGGGAUCCCAUUUUAAAUUUAAUUUUUACUGAUAGGCUGGUGGCAGAAAUGGGUUGAGCUUCUCUACAUGCCUACCAUUUUAUUCCCCGUUAAGGAUGUGUCUACAUUGUAGAAUUAAUGCAGUUUGACACCACUUUAACUGCCAUAGAUCUGUGCUGUGGAAUCCUGGAAGUUGUAGUUUUACAAGGUUUUUAGCCUUGCCUGCUAAAGGGUGCUUGUGCCUCACUAUGAAUCCUAGGAUUCCUUAGCAUUGAGCUAUGACAGUUAAAGUGGUAUCAAGCUACAUUCUCCAGUGUAGACGCACCAUAAGUAAGCUAUGCAUGAUUGCUCUCUCACACACAAAUAAUAAAUGUCUUUCUGUA